This is a messenger RNA of Phyllostomus discolor (pale spear-nosed bat), 1046 nucleotides long. RefSeq names its product chromosome 5 C10orf82 homolog (gene SPMIP5). The record is from RefSeq and is a predicted model, not a curated record. Lineage: Eukaryota; Metazoa; Chordata; Mammalia; Chiroptera; Phyllostomidae. The transcript is spliced from 5 exons. Bases 119 to 814 code for a protein of 231 amino acids.
CCCCUGGCAGGGUCACUCGACCCCCAGGGGCUCUAGCUCACUUGACGCGAGUUCUUAAAACAGGGACAUUGGACGAGAAGCUCAUUCCCUCUCCCCUUUGUGAGCAGAGAGCAAAAUCAUGGAGCCUCCCAAGCCCUUCAUGAGACAGCCGCCGAUCACACCAGGCUACAGCGGAUUCAUCCCGUACCUGAGCUGCGAGGGCACGGCUGCUGAGGACCAUGGGGCCCGGUGCGUGCUGGCCUUCCAGGAGAAGACGCAGCGCUACAAAGACCAGCUGGAGGAGCUGCGCUGCUCCGUGGCCACCGCCCCGAGGCUGAAGCCCAUCUGCUCCGAGGAGACGGUCCUGCGGGCACUGCACGAGUACGAACGGCAGCACCACCCCCUCAAUCUGGAAUGCAAAGUGAUGAAGAAACCUCUCCAGGAGCCCCCGAUGCCCGGCUGGUCCGGCUACCUGCCGAGAGCCAGGGUCACCGAGUUAGGCUGUGCCACGAGGUACACCGUUAUGGCCAGAAACUGCUACAGGGACUUCCUGGCCAUCCUGGAGCAAGCCGAGAGAGUACGCCUGAAGCCGUACGAGGAAAUAUAUGGAGUUAGGUCCGCGCAGCCUCCUCCUGCUCCUCCAAGAGAUUUGCACUGUGAAGAGUUGCUGCCAAAAUAUCCGGACUUUUCUGUUCCAGAUGGAAGCUGUCCCAUCCUUACAAAUCCCCUGAGAGACGACCCCAGACCUCCGGCGUCGUCUGGCAGUGUUCCGACGCCAUGCAGCGGCGAGGUUUAUCUGGACCCCCUCUCCUCCGCCAAGGAUGCAGAAGGCUAAUGCGGAGAGCCUCCUAAGGAGCUGACCUGUAGGGGGCGCUCCAAAGCUCGCCAUUCUCACGAGAGCAUCAGCCCAUCACCACCCACACCCCAAGAGGCACUAAGGACAUUUCCUAACUUAAGAAUUUUUUUUUUCACGGACACCAGCACCCUAGCUGGUUAGCAAUAGCAUGUCAUGAAUGAGAAAGACCUUUUAUUGUCCUGUGGGAAUAAAGAGGAUACUUCUCAGCUUG